Messenger RNA from Drosophila willistoni, 1171 nucleotides. RefSeq names its product mitogen-activated protein kinase kinase kinase 7. The transcript has 5 exons. Gene Ontology annotation, biological process: JNK cascade; protein phosphorylation; positive regulation of canonical NF-kappaB signal transduction. Bases 82 to 924 code for a protein of 280 amino acids. The record is from RefSeq and is a predicted model, not a curated record. Gene Ontology annotation, molecular function: magnesium ion binding; MAP kinase kinase kinase activity; ATP binding. Lineage: Eukaryota; Metazoa; Arthropoda; Insecta; Diptera; Drosophilidae.
ACCCGCAAGAAGAAUACAAAAACGGGGAAAACAAUAAAUAACGUCUGGCAAGAGCAAUUAAACUGAGUUGGUAAGAAAAAAAUGACUACCUCGAACGUUUUAGAAGUGAAUUACGAAGACAUCAAGUUCAACAAGAAAGGAGAAUCAAAAGUGAUUCUUGGCAACGGUAGCUAUGGGAGGGUAUUUCUAGCCCGGUGGCGUGAUCGCCAGACAGCUGUGAAAGAGUUAUAUCCAACAAAAAAUCCCUCAGCAUCAAAGAGAGAAAUUAACCAGCUAUAUCGAAUCCGUCAUAAAAAUAUUGUCAAAUUAUAUGGCGUAUCAGAAUAUAACAGCAAAACUUAUUUACUAUUGGAGUUUAUGGAGGGCGGAUCAAUGCACGAUUUCUUAUAUGGACCCAGAGAGUCAUAUCAAUAUCCGACUGCCCGAGAUUGGGCCAAUCAAAUUGCAAAAGGUCUCGCCUAUCUACACGAUCCGAGUGUUGGUCCAAUUAUACACCGCGAUAUAAAACCUCACAACAUUUUGCUUUCAAAAGAACGUUUAAUCGUCAAAAUUGGUGACUUUGGGAAUGCAAAACCUCUCGAUAAUGCAAUGACGUGUGAAAGUGGAACAGUUAUGUACAUGGCUCCAGAGGUAUACGACAGCCGCAAUUAUACAGAAAAGUGCGAUGUAUAUAGUUUUGGAAUCACUGUGUGGGAGAUGUUGGCAAUGCAACAGCCAUUAAACUGGUAUAAAAAAAAUUUCCCUCUACAAUUGAGUGUCUCCAGAGGUGAACGUCCUUCUUUCGGAGGCCCAAUGAAAAAUUGCCCCAAAUCUAUGAAAGAAUUGAUAGAGAGCUGCUGGGAUCAAAAACCUUCCAACCGUCCAUCGAUGAAAAGUGUAAUAAAAGAAUUAAACGACAUGAUUGAUUCCUCAGGAGAACAUUAACAAAAAAAGAAUAGUUUUACUUCUUAACGAUUUUUUGAAAAUCUUAAAAAUUUGUGUAAUACUUCAAAAGUUUUUGUAUGCAUAUUUGUACACUGAUUUUAAAUCAGAAAAUUGAUAUAUCUGUUUAUCGAUAAUUCCUUAAAUUUUUCCAUAAAGUGAAUUAGUCACAGUUUAAGUUUGUAGCCCUCGUAUUUGUAAACCACGCCACAAUUUAGCGGCCGGAUAAACUUUAAAUUUGAUUUCACAA